UCUGGAAAGACCGAGCAGUCCAAAGAGACACGGCAGCCUGAACAGACUCGAAAGUCUCAAGGGACCGAUAGCCCGGAAAGACUCAGUAGGGACUGCCAAGUCUCUCCAGACUAUAGGUCUGUUCAGACUGCCGAGUCUUUCCAGUCUAGCGAGUCUGUUCAGACUACUGAAUCUUUCCAGACUCCUGAGUCUCUCCAGACUCCUGAGUCUUUCCAGACUAUGGGUCUUUUCAGACCGCCAAGCCUGUUUAGACUGCCGAGUCUCUCCAGAUCUUUGGGCCUCUUUGGACUGCUGAGUCUGUUGAGACUAUUGAGUCUUCAAAUUGCUCAGCCUCUUCAGACGGCCGAGUUUUCUAGACUAGUAAGUCUAUUUGAACUGCAGUCUCUUCAGACUGAGUCCUGGACUAUCUUUCUUUCUAAAGAGCUCAGACUUGUACCGUUCUUGCCAGGUGGGAAAGUUUAUAAAUUAGCUAAUAUUUUGGCUCCUCUGAAGACUGUCUAUGCAGAAACUUCACCAACAUAA
Molecule: messenger RNA, 522 nt
Organism: Rasamsonia emersonii CBS 393.64
Lineage: Eukaryota; Fungi; Ascomycota; Eurotiomycetes; Eurotiales; Trichocomaceae
Exons: 1
Source: RefSeq, a predicted model, not a curated record